ACAAAUAAAUGAAUUAUAGUCUCUUAAAAAAAGGUUAAAUGAGAUCAAAACAUCAGACUGAGUUUCUUUUAGCGUAUUUCCAGCUUUCCAAGCUCAGACAUUUUCAAGUUUUUUUCUAGAAAUUUUCUGACAAUAAUCUCAGUUUUUUUGGUGAAGUUUUACUCCUUUUAAGAUGAAGAUGAUGAUGGUGAUGAUUAUUAUUAUUAUUUAUCUACAAUGGCUGUAUUUUUAUAAUUGAUACAUUUCAAAGUCAUGAAAUUACCGUUAUAAAUCACAUCAACCCACAGCGUCACCGCUCCCGGCCGUGCGCAUGCGCAGUCCAGUGCCAGGAGCUGUCCGCGGCAGUCGGUGCUCGAGCGUUUUACCCGCAGCAGCUUCACCGGACACGUCGCUACAGGAGACAUGGAGGAAGAGCUAAAAUGCCCUGUUUGUGGUUCCUUCUUCAGGGACCCCAUCCUGCUGCCUUGCUCCCACAAUGUCUGCCUGCUGUGCGCCCGGAACAUCACCGUCCAGACGCCGGAUGGGGAGACUUCGGUCCAGAGUCGAGCCUCCGGUAGCUCCGACUACGACUACCUGGACAUGGACAAGAUGAGUCUGUACAGCGAGACGGACAGCGGCUAUGGCUCCUACACCCCCUGCCAGUUGAAGUCUCCGAACGGCGUUCGGGUAUUUCCGCCGGUCGCCCCGCAUCGGAACUGCUCUCUCACCUGUCCGCUGUGUCACCGGAGCGUGUCCCUGGAUGAGCGGGGGCACCGGGGCUUUCCUCGGAACCGGCUUCUGGAGGCCAUUGUGGUGCGGUUCCAGCAGACCCGCGGCAUCCCGUGUUCGGCAUCCCCCUCCGCGGUGAAGUGUCAGCUGUGCGACCGCAACCCGGUGGUCGCCACGGUGAUGUGCGAGCAGUGCGACGUCUAUUACUGUAACGCCUGCCAGCAGCGGUGCCACCCGUCCCGCGGUCCCCUGGCCAAGCACCGCCUGGUGCCGCCGCCGUCGCCGAGUCAAGCAGCUGGAGGAGCGGCGAGCGGCGGCGGCGGCGGUGCUGGGAGUCAGCAGCCGGUGCUGACCGCGCGGAAAACGGGGACCUGCGUGGAUCAUGAGGCGGAAAACUUCAGCAUGUAUUGCUGCAGCUGCAAGGCUCCGGUGUGCACGAAGUGUUUGGAGGAGGGGAAACACGCCAAGCACGACGUCAAACCGCUGGCUGUGAUGUGGAAGCAACACAAGUGCCAGCUCUCCCAGGCUCUGAACGGCGUCUCUGAUAAAGCAAAAGAGGCAAAAGAGUUCCUGGUUCAGCUGAAGAACAUGCUGCAGCAGAUACAGGAGAACGGAGUGGAGUUUGAAGCCUGCCUCGUGGCUCAGUGUGACUCUCUGAUCGAGGCGCUGACGAGACAGAAAGCCAAGCUGCUCACCAAAGUCACCAAGGAGAAGGAGUACAAGCUGAAGGUGGUGCGAGACCAGAUCACCCACUGCACCAUGAAGCUGAGGCAGACCACCGGCAUGAUGGAGUACUGCCUGGAGGUCCUGAAGGAGAACGACCCCAGUGGCUUCCUGCAGAUCUCGGACGCCCUGAUCAAGCGGGUGACGUCGUCCCAGGACCAGUGGGUCAAAGGGGCCCUGGAGCCAAAGGUCGGCCCCGAGUUUGACCUCAGCCUGAACACCGACUCGCUGAUGCAGACCAUCCUGCAGCUGGACUUCUGCCAGGGCAAAGAUGUGCAGGAGAAACCGCUUUUGAAACUAAUGCAGGCAGCAGCAGACAGUGGUGAGGCUGAGAUGGAGGCAGAGAGCCCCGGAGUGGAUUUAGGACCCGCUGUGCCAGCGGCGCCUCUACUGCAGCUGGAAAAAUGCUGCACCAGGAACAACAGCGCCACCCUGGCCUGGAGGGUAACUGCGCAUGCUAGUUGCCCCAUUGAGGGCUACAUCCUGGAGCUGGACGAUGGGAAUGGAGGGCAAUACAGGGAGGUGUACGUGGGGAAGGAGACGGUCUGCACGGUGGAUGGCCUGCACUUCAACAGCGCCUACAACGCCAGGGUGAAAGCCUACAACGCCGUUGGAGUCGGACCGUACAGCCAGACGGUGGUUCUCAAGACUUCUGACGUGGCUUGGUUCACCUUUGACCCCUCCUCGGCUCAUCGUGACAUCGUUCUGUCUAAUGAGAACCAGACGGCUACGUGUAGCAGCUACGACGACCGCGUGGUUCUGGGGACGGCUGCGUUCUCAAAGGGAACUCACUAUUGGGAAGUCACCAUUGAUCGCUAUGACAACCACCCGGAUCCUGCGUUUGGCGUGGCGAGGAUCAAUACCAUGAAAGAAAUUAUGCUGGGGAAGGACGACAAGGCCUGGGCCAUGUAUGUGGACAACAACCGGUCCUGGUUCAUGCAUAACAACUCCCACACCAACAGAGCGGAGGGGGGCAUCACGAAGGGCUCCACUGUGGGCAUCCUGCUGGACCUGACCAAACGCACCCUGACCUUCUUCAUAAAUAAGGAGCAGCAUGGACCAACAGCCUUUGAGAACCUGGACGGCGUUUUUGUUCCUGCUGUCAGCCUUAACAGAAACGUUCAGGUGACCUUACUGACCGGCCUGGAGGUGCCAAAGAAUAUCAAACAGUAGGAGCUCAUUCCUCCUUCCUGUGUGCCCUGGAUACAAACCUCUGAUGUCAAAUGCAGACUCACCUCUAUGUUUUCCUGAAACACCAGGUUGGGUUCUUCCCAUCCUCCUCGAGGUGCUGUUUUGUCUCAGACACUACACAUCAUGUCAUAACAAAGGAACAAAUCUGAUUGGUUGUAGAUUAUUAUGGACAUUCUUACACAGAUGAUUGGAGUUAUUGUACAGAAUUCAUGUUUUCGUUUUUGUUCCAUCAGGCACCGAUUUUUAUAACAUGAGGAUCUAGCCUUGAAUAGUAAAGCCAAACAGCUAGAAGACAUUCUCACUGUGCAGAAGAUAUCUUGGAGAUAGUAUCAAAGUUUACAUCAGUAAUCAUAAAAUGGAAACCGCUCAACUUUAACUUCAAACCUUUCCCACACCUCCAGCCUCAACAGCCCUGUGUGAAUGAUUAUAUCUGAUUUUCUUAGCUGGAAGUUGAAAGCCAGUCAAGGUUGAUCAAAAACCUUAAAUAAGUGGUACAAAAAUGGUCAAAAAUAAUUGAUAAUUUAAUGAUUUAAUGAUAUUAAUUUUUAUUUUCUUAGCAUGGCGUGAGCCUAAUACUCUGUCAUAAAUAUGAAACAGAACUGAGUACAUUUUAUAAAAGCCAAAUGAGAUCGGUAGAAGUGUCUCAAAAUAAUUUCAUCUCUUCGUCUCUGAAGAAACUCAGAAACUUUGAAGCAUCUCUAACGUGUCACAGUGAAAUCCCACUCUACAGAAGACGAUUAAGGAAACUGAAAUUUUGACUUUUUUUCACAAUUCAGACUUUGGUCUCAGAAUUCUGACUUUUUUUCUUAAAAUUCAGAUUUUUCCCCUCUGAAAUAUUUAUUUUUAUUUCAGCGGCCCUAAUCCUGCUCUGUAUCGGUUCCGUCAGGUUAAACCAUGUCUGCUGCUGCAUUUUUCAUUAGGGACCAAAUACGGCUACCUGGAGAGGACAGUAGCUUAAACCAGACCACUGUAACCUGAUGGUUGUAGGAUACGUGAAAUUUCCAACGUCUAAGAACACAACACCUCAAUGAAAAGGUAUGUUAUUAAAAGCUGGAGGUGUUUAAUAUUGAGUUUUACUACAUCUACUUCAUUUUUUGCUCUUUUCGCUAAGAACAUGAUUGUGGGGAGUGAGAAUAACCUGACCUGCCAUAUAAAACUGGACUAAUGUGUGGAUGAAAAUCGACAAACUGUAGAUAUUGAUAUGUGACUUGUGCUAUUUAGCAUGGAUUGACAAGCAAGUUUGCAAACUGUCUGAAAUUAUUCUGUAAAUAAUGUUUUAUUGUCUCUGCAGUGAGUGAUGUUGUUAUGAGCUGUAACGGGUCGCCCCCUGCUGGCCAAUAUUGGGAACUGCAGCUCUGGAUGCUCUUCAGACGUCCAGCUGAAACACUUUGCAUUGUAAAAAUAUGUUAAAAUUCCCUCCAUAAUUUAAAAUAUUUGAGCAUUUAAUCAGGGAUAUGUAGAUUAUGCUCUGAUGUUUAUGGUUAUUUAAUGAUGAACUAGUACACUGCUCAUAUCAUAAAUGCCCGUUUAUUUUACACAAACAGCGUGAACAAACUCAAAUGCACAAAGGUGGAGAAACCUGGUAUUUUUACGGCAUUCGAUCAGGUAAUGUUUUUAUUAAAAAUCAUGUAGUAUGUUUUGUAUUUUAUAAACAUAUUUAUCUUUUAAAUGGAAGAAGCCAGUGGAAGAAUGAUAUCUAAAACUUCUAAUUUAUUAAACAUAUGAUGAUAUAUUUAUUUUCUUUUGUUAAAGGUGUUGUCUAAAAUCCCUUUUCAAUAUUUACAUGGGGUAAUUACAAAUUAUUUCUGAAACACGACCCAUUGUUUAGACUUUUAGUGCUUUCAUCUCAAAGCAGCCUCAACUAGUCCUAUCACAAUUUGUCAUUUUGUCUCAUUUUCUAUCAGAAAAAUACCUGAAAUAAAAUAAUUUUAAGUCUAAAUCUGCCAAGGGUCCGACUAAUACAUUAACUGUAGUUAUUUGCAUUAGCAGCUAUAGUGUUUAGCAGUCAAUACAACACUAAUAUGAUCAACUAGCUUAAAAAUUCUUUAAAAACUACUACCGGUACAUAACACAGUGAAAUAUAUUUUUAAAAUAAAUAUAAAAUCUUCAGAUUUUUUUCUCUUAUGCACAGUACAUUUGUCGGUAGGCAGGUUGCUAGCAUUGGCAGUGGUCCAACAUCGAUGAAUGAUAGCUGCCAUUAAAAUAUAAAGACAGCGGUUACUAGCAUUAGCCUGCUAACAUUACUAGCGGGAAAAUGUCCAAAACCGAUAUUAUAUAUUUGUAAAACAAAAUUUCUGCUCAAAUAUUUCACAUUUAUCUCACGCUGUUCCUCUUAAGUCUAUUUUUUAGCCCAUAAUAUUACUGUAGGCAGCAGGGUUUGGCAACAAUAGCCGCUAGGUCGUUAGCACCGAGCAGCUAAUGUAGGCAAUUAGUUACUUGGCAUUAGUUACAUGAGCUAAUAUUGACAAAAACGUUCAACAUUUUAAUUGUUGAACAAUACAUCAACAUAACUCCACUAUGUUUUAUUUUAUUGUUUGUAGCUGGUAUGACGGGGGAAAAAAUCUAGCUGUAACGUUGUGUUAUUCGGUUGCUAUUGGCAACAAACAAAAGGAGUAUUUUUGCAACAUAAAAAGUAAUUGGUGAUUUUUUUUUUCAUUUACAUUUGAAUUGACAUUAAAACGUAUGUAUUUAACUUUAUAAUUUAGCAUUUUUAGCAUGGCAAAGUGGUCAUAAUGUAAGAGACUUUUGACAAGUGUCAAAUAUGUGAGCAUCAGCCGAAAUAGAUUUCAGCCCAGUAGUUGAGCUGGAACAUUACAUCCAUUGCAUUAAAAAAACCCUUUCUUUCUGAGCGCCAGGUUUUGUUUAUGGUGCUCUAACUCCUUACGUUUCAGUGAUUUCAGAUGA
This is a messenger RNA of Xiphophorus maculatus (southern platyfish), 5526 nucleotides long. It is a transcript of the gene trim67, whose product is annotated as tripartite motif containing 67. The transcript is spliced from 12 exons. The record is from RefSeq and is a predicted model, not a curated record. Gene Ontology annotation, molecular function: zinc ion binding; protein binding. Bases 403 to 2604 code for a protein of 733 amino acids. NCBI's taxonomy places the organism in Eukaryota, Metazoa, Chordata, Actinopteri, Cyprinodontiformes, Poeciliidae.